Molecule: messenger RNA, 1114 nt
Organism: Strongylocentrotus purpuratus (purple sea urchin)
Lineage: Eukaryota; Metazoa; Echinodermata; Echinoidea; Camarodonta; Strongylocentrotidae
Product: WD repeat-containing protein 61-like
Exons: 10
Coding region: 48-956 (302 amino acids)
Cellular component (GO): Cdc73/Paf1 complex
Molecular function (GO): protein binding
Source: RefSeq, a predicted model, not a curated record
CAUUAACUUGGUUGGCAGAGAGAAGAAGCAAAUUACCUGACAACGAAAUGUACAGUGUGGUGUACAAGCAGGAGCAGGCGCACGAUGACAGUAUCUGGUGUGUGGCUUGGAUGAAAAGUGAUAGGGAUGGAGUUGAGAACAUCGUCACUGGAUCAGUGGACGACUAUGUCAAAUGCUGGAACUGGGAGAAUGAUGAACUAAAAUUAAAAUGGACCUUGGAAGGACAUCAACUUGGAGUGGUUUCUGUAGACAUCAACCCAACGGGAACAAUUGCAGCCUCAAGUUCUCUUGACAGUCAUAUCAGAUUAUGGGAUUUAGAGGUCGGCAAACAGAUGAGGUCAAUCGAUGCGGGUCCAGUUGAUGCAUGGACGAUAGCUUUCUCACCCGAAGGCCGCUUCUUAGCGUCCGGUAGCCAUGUUGGAAAGAUCAAUCUGUUUGGAGUGGAGAGUGCAAAGAAAGAGUCCCAGCUAGACACCAGAGGCAAAUUCACACUCAGCAUAGCAUAUAGUCCAGAUGGAAGGUUUUUAGCAAGUGGAGCUAUCGAUGGCAUUGUCAAUAUAUUUGAUAUUCAGUCAAGUAAACUGCUUCACACAUUAGAAGGUCACGCUAAGCCGAUCAGGUCACUGUGUUUCUCUCCAGACUCUCAGCUGUUAGCAACUGCAUCAGAUGAUGGACAGAUCAAAAUAUAUGAUGUACAACAAGCCAACCUUGCUGGAACCCUCUCUGGUCACAGCUCAUGGGUGACUGGUAUCCACUUCUGUCCAGACAACACACAUUUUGUGUCCAAUUCAUCAGACAAGACAGUCAAGGUGUGGGACUGUGGAACAAGACAAUGUGUAGCAACCUUCUAUGAUCACUACGACCAGGUUUGGCAAGCAAAGUACAAUGGCAAUGGAUCCAAGAUGGUCUCGGUAUCGGAUGACAAGGCAAUACACAUCUAUGACUGCCCCAUCUAGAUUCUAACAGAAGAGUAUUAAAGGACAUAUCAUCAAUGUUAUAUUUGCUCAAGAUCACAAUUGGCCUGUUCGUGGUUGACACCCCCCCCCCCCCAAGUACCCAUUUAGGAAAGUCACCCCUUGGACAGUUACCCAUAUACACAGCUAUCAAGUUGUUG